Molecule: messenger RNA, 2674 nt
Organism: Salarias fasciatus (jewelled blenny)
Lineage: Eukaryota; Metazoa; Chordata; Actinopteri; Blenniiformes; Blenniidae
Gene: cdkn1bb
Product: cyclin dependent kinase inhibitor 1Bb
Exons: 3
Coding region: 503-1060 (185 amino acids)
Biological process (GO): G1/S transition of mitotic cell cycle; negative regulation of mitotic cell cycle; negative regulation of cyclin-dependent protein serine/threonine kinase activity
Cellular component (GO): cytoplasm; nucleus
Molecular function (GO): cyclin-dependent protein serine/threonine kinase inhibitor activity; protein-folding chaperone binding
Source: RefSeq, a predicted model, not a curated record
CCACCUUAAGAGGAGUGGGCGGGCCUUAGCUCUUUCGACCAAUGAGCGGCCUUCUGUGCGUUUAAAUAGCUCGGCGUGUCAAUCAUGUCGUCGCCCCCCUCCCGUCCCCCGCCCCUGUCGUCCUCCCCUCUCAAUCGCCAUAUUGGUGCUGAGCAGGUUUGUCCGCAGUUUCUCUCACUCCGGGAGCAAAGUGACAGAGUGGCUGCAGUUCCCGAGCACUUUGUUUUGAUGGUCCGCGGAGACUCCGCUCGUCCUCAGCGCGCCGCGGCCGUUAGCGUCUCCUGCUCCGUCUGCAUGGCACCGUGAGCCGUUUUACGCUUGUUUUGGAUCCGUGCGUCGAGGAGGAGAUACCCAUUGUUUUUCUUGAGUUUUUUCCUUUUUUUCUUCUUUUUCUUUUUUCUUUUCUUUUUUUUUUCCUCUUUGGUAUUGGUUUUUUUUUUCGCUCGUGAAAACUGGACGCUCCCGGCUGCUUGAGAAAAUCACGUCUUCGGAAGGGGGAAAAAUGUCAGAUGUUCGACUUUCCAACGGGAGCCCGACGCUGGAGCGCACGGAGCCCCGGGUGUCGGAGCACCCGAAGCCGUCCGCCUGCCGGAGCCUCUUCGGCUCGGUGGAUCACCAAGAGUUAAAGAGGGAUUUAAAGGGACAUUUGCGGGAGAUGGAAGAGGCUGCUUCCGCCAAGUGGGGCUUCGACUUCGCCAAUCACACGCCGCUGGCCAACGCCAGGCUCGACUGGGAAUUAGUGGAUUGCAGAGACGUCCCGGAUUUCUACAGCCGGCAGCCGCGGAGGGAGAAAGGCGUCUGCCCCGCCGGGAAUAACAAUGUGGAUCUAAACGGGAAUCAUAACUGUGUGGUGGUGACUCCGAGCGAAGAUGCUGACAGGUCUGAAGGUCCGAUGGAGUGCACGGAGCAAUGCACCGGGCUGAGGAAAAGACCUGCGUGCCACGACCCCUCGGCCCAAAAUAAGAGGUCACACACCAGCUCGGAUGAGAUUAGUUGUCCAACCCUGAGCCACUCAGCAGAACACACACCCAGAAAGAGCAGCCCCAAGAGACCGACGUGAGGACGCCACACGAGCUGAAGAUGAGUCCCCCUCUUUUUCUUACCGCGAUGGGGGGGAAGAAGACCUCAGUGUUGGCUGAAUUUGGAAAAAGAGGAUCCACACAGCAUCAGAAACAUAUCAACUCUCCUGAAGACGGGGGAGGACGCUGUUGAAGCACUGAAUAGAAACACUAAAGUUGUGGCACUCAAUUAAAAGUUACUGCCUCGAAAAGCAGUCAAUGUAGCAGUGUGCAAUUAGGUUUGAUUUCCUUUUUUGCUCCUUUUUUUUUACUACCUGUGUGUAAAUAAAUAUAUAUAUAAAUCUAUCUAUAUAUAUAUAUAUUAUAUUUCUCUCCAUAUGUAGCACAUAAAACAUGAUUUAAAAACAAAUUCUUUAUGUAAGAGAAAGUGUGAAUUUUGAUUUGACUUGAAGAAUUGCAGUGUAGUUUGAGACAUGUUUUCCAAAAUGCUGUUCCUGUUUUCGUUUCAUUUUCUCUCUAAAAAGCAGCGUGAUGUUAUCACAGCCCCUAAUUGCAACAUUCAAAUCAAAGGAUCCAUUACAGUUUCUUAACAGUGUGUCCUCACUUCGUCAUCUUCCUCACUCGGCAGUGAAGAACGGUACAAAUGUAGCGCAUCCUUUCGUAUUUCAUUUCCCCUCGCUGUGGUCAUCGGUGUAACCGGGUGCGAGUUGUGCCAUGGGAAAUCGGCACAGGAAGAAGUGUGAGAUUUCUCCAGUCAGCCGAUAUUUAUUUUGUAAGAGAGGUUGUGUGAGUUAAUCCCUGGAAGGUGAUCACAGCGGUGUGUAUUUUUGGUUUCCCCUCCCCUGGAGUUGUGAGGUACUCAGAUAUUGAAGGACUAAGAUCAUGCAAACUGCACAGGUUGUGUUCCCUUUGAAUUCCUCAUGUUUCAAUGAGCCGCGGCGCUCUUCUCUCUGCACAGGGGUCGAAUGUCCUACAAUACCAAAAUCCAUGGUUGCUUCAGUACAGACGGCAGCAGUGACCUGUGCUCUUCAUUUGACUUCACAUUGUUUUUUUCUUUGUGAUAUUGCAGACAUUUGUGCUUUUUUUUUUUUUUUUUUUUUUUAUGUCAACAUUAGCCUGCUGAGGAUGCAACUGUGAGCAUCUAAAAGCUUCCCUCUUUAUUUGCCUGAAGUGUGGUUUAUGUAAACCCGGGUGUGUGUAUGCGUGCGUAUGUGUGUGUGUGUGUGUGUGUGUGUGUGUGUGUGUGUGUGCGUGUGUGUGUGUGCGUGUGCGUGUGUGUGCGCGCGCGCACCUGGGUGGAGACAGAAACAGCUGGUCUCAGUAGAAAUGCAGUCACUAUGCCUGUGUAUUUGUGUAAAUCUUUGCAAUGUACUUAUGUACAUAAUUUUUUUUUGUAAAAACACUGAGAAAUUAUACUAACUUAUUUAUGUUAAGCCUUUUUUAUGUAGAAUAAAAAAUGGGUUUUUUUUAUUAUGGAUAUCCAAAGUGGCAUUUACUUUAUUAUAAUUGUUUUAUUUUGUACAAGCAUAUUUUUGGUAGGUCUUUUUUUUUUUUCUUAUAAAUAAGGUUGCAAACUGAGCCUGAUAAAAUAUUUGAUGUGCAUUUUGUAAUGUGUGGUCAAACAAAUGUGUUGCAAUCAAUUAAAUGAGGAAAAU